Pangasianodon hypophthalmus (striped catfish) is the source of this 6394-nucleotide messenger RNA. It is a transcript of the gene socs6b, whose product is annotated as suppressor of cytokine signaling 6b. The record is from RefSeq and is a predicted model, not a curated record. Gene Ontology annotation, molecular function: 1-phosphatidylinositol-3-kinase regulator activity. Lineage: Eukaryota; Metazoa; Chordata; Actinopteri; Siluriformes; Pangasiidae. Gene Ontology annotation, cellular component: phosphatidylinositol 3-kinase complex. The transcript is spliced from 2 exons. Gene Ontology annotation, biological process: phosphatidylinositol phosphate biosynthetic process; intracellular signal transduction; regulation of growth. The coding region runs from base 331 to 1842 and encodes 503 amino acids.
GACUGCGCAUGCGUGAAAAUGGUGCGCAUGCGCACUUCAGGCGAGUAGAAGCCCCGUGUUAACGUGAUUAGCUAAAACAUCAGAAAACGUCCUAAAGCUUUAUGAGCCUCAGGCUUCAUGUGGUUUAUAAAGAACAGCAUGAGGACUGCGGUUAGCUGACAGUGUCCCAGCGGACCUACAGGUAACGAGGCAUGGCCGUCUCGUGUGAUUAGCGAUGUGAAGUUGUUCACAUUCGCCGCCUGCGUCUUCUCCUUCUUCUUCUUCUUCAUCGUCGUUGUUCUUCUCUGGAGCAAUUUUGUGUGACUCGUCGUCACACAGCGAAUAUCCAGGAUGAAGAAAUUUAGUCUCAACACAAUCAGAAAGUCAUUGAGCAUAAAAGGGAAGGAAGAGAACGAGUACGCCGUGUCACAGCCGGACCUGUCCACCGGGUUUCCUUCGGAGCCGUCUCUGUACGCAGGCUGCUACAGCAAGGACCUCGUGGCCGCUAAUUUGGAUAACGAGGAACUGAAGGGAUGUAAAAGUCGCUCUAAAAGCGAAGGUCUUAUGGGAACCCUGAAGAGGAGACUAUCGACGAAGCAGAAACCAAAGGUCAAAGCGAGUUCUCCGUCCGUUUGCUCGAUCGACGACGACGCGUUCUCGUCAUCAUCGGAGCCCAUCACGUUUCGCGAUCUGAAAUCGCAGCAUUCUUCUCGCUCGACGUCUUUACAGAGCCACCAUUACAGCCCGACGCCGUGGCCUCUCAGAGUGACGAACUCCGAGGAAACGUGCAACGCCAGGGUCAGCGCUCUGAUCCCGUCCAGCAACUCGAGCUUGUCUCUCAACGCCGUCCAGAAGAACUUCCUGGGAGACGAGAUGUUUGACGGUCAGAGUCCCGACCCUCAGAACGGCGAUCUGGAAAUGGACGAUCACGUGCCUGUAGUCAUCGGUCUCACAGCUCAGGAUUACAUUCAGUACACGAUGCCUUUAGACGACGGACUUUUCUCCGAAGACGAGCCGCCUCGGGCUUACUGCCUGGACGGAACGUCUCCGAUGGACGUGCUGCCUCAGAGCGAGUGUUCUCUUCACGCUGACGAGGACUCCAUCGGUCAUGACCUCCUUUCUCCUGACGUUUUCAUGGAGCCGUCAGUAAACCGGCUCAUUCUGAGCACCGCUAACGUUCUGCUGCAAAGCUCACGCCUACAGUCUCCUCUGCUACCUCCACUUCCUGUUAGCAGCCUUCCCGGGUUCGGCGGUACCCAAGUAGCCGAUUCGGUUCUGGAACAUCUCAGCUUCGAUCCGAACUCGGCGCCGGGAGUCCAGCGGGUGUACGACGCGGUGCAGACCAGCGGGCCGAUGGUGGUCACGAGUCUCACGGUGGAGCUGAAGAAACUGGCCAAGCAGGGAUGGUACUGGGGUCCGAUCACGCGAUGGGAAGCUGAGGAGAAGCUCGCGAACCUUCCGGAUGGUUCCUUCUUGGUUCGAGACAGUUCAGACGAGCGCUAUCUUCUAAGUUUGAGUUUUCGCUCGCAAGGAAAGACGCUUCAUACUCGAAUCGAGCAUUCUAACGGCUCCUUCAGCUUCUACGAGCAGCCCGACAUGGAAGGCCACACGUCCAUCGUCGAGCUCAUCGAUAACUCCAUCAGGGAUUCGGAAAACGGCGCGUUCUGCUACUCCAGAUCGCGCUUACCCGGGUCUGUGACGUACCCCGUCAGACUGACCAAUCCCGUUUCACGGUUUAUGCAAGUGCGGUCGCUGCAGUACUCGUGCCGGUUCGUGAUUCGUCAGUACACGCGCAUAGACCUGAUCCAGAAAUUGCCUUUACCGAACAAAAUGAAAGAUUACCUGCAAGAGAAACACUACUGAGCCGCCAGGACGCACGUCGCUUCUUGCACUUUUUUUAGGAUGUCAUAACGAACGAACGAACGAUCUUUUUUUUUCGUGGUUCGUCGCGCCAUUAAAUUCCACGUUCUUACGUUUCCUCCAGAGGAAAACGGUGACGUUUUGUUUGUUUGUUUGUUUGUUUGUUUGUUCAGUGUUAGAAUAAGUAGCAGAUGAAGUGUUAAGAUGGCGGGUCGAGUGAACGGAGCGUAUCGCUCUCGCUGCAUGCUCAUUUAGACGUCUAGUAUUAUUCCUAACAUGCGUUUUAAUUCCAGGAACAAAAACACUCGCAGGAACAACGUUAAUUGUUUCAUUAAUUUAAAUUCAUUUCCCGUUACGUAACCUAGCAAAAAAAAAUCGUAGAGCUGUUACAGUGCUGUUUUGCCUUAAUGACAUUUAUUUUUUUAUUUUGUAAUUUUUUCUAGCACACUAAUAAAUAAGCUAUAAACUCGUCACAUUUCACUUUUCUUUACUAAAAGAAGGGCUUCGUGGUAAAAUAUCGUAUCACGGUGUUUAGUUUUACUGGGGUUUGAUAAAAAAUUGUAACAGAAGAGAAUGUUUUGAGUCACGUUAUAAAUCUAAAGACGUUUCAUUUACCGUGAACGUUACGGUGUAACAGCCUGAGAAGUUAAAAAAUUAAUAAAAAAGGUAGAUUUUAAUAUCAAGUACCAAGUAUCUUUUAUCAAAGAUUUUUGUUGUUUAAAAAUUUACGGAUUAUCUGUAAACCGACAAACCUAAAAUCCAUCUUUUAUUUUAUCAAAUCUUUAUUAAGUAUAAGUAAAAAUAAAAAUUUAACGAAUUCCUAGUCUACAUUAACGGAACAGAUCUAGCUAGCAGCAAUGCUAGUAACAUUCGUGAGCCUAGCUAAGUUCUAAAUUAUGUAAAAACGCAGGCACUGAGGUGUCAUGGAUAUAGCCUGAGGUAGCUAGCUAGCCCAAUGUACAUUUCCGUAUUUUAACCUGAAGUAAAAAAGGAGGGAUAAAAAACUGUAGUAGCAGUAGCGGACUCGUUUUAUUUUAGUGCUGUAUGCUAAAUCAGACUUCGCGCUAAAUUUUAUCUCAAACUCAACGUUAGCGAAGCUUCGCGAAGCGAUAGCGUUAUUAGCUGAUUAACGUAGUAGCUUUGCUGUAAUUAGUCUCUGAUUGAUUUGCUAAAGGUUAAUUAUUAAUUAGCAUCCCGGUACUGAAUUGUUUUUUUUUUCGUAGCUUUUGUUAAAACGCUUUCUUACAAAGUUGAAUACAUUCCUUUAAAUUUCCCUAAACAGAUUCCUCUGUGUUCCAAACCGCUCUGUGUUCACAAUUUUGAGUACUUUGAAGCGUGUUGUGUGUGAAAAGUGAAAUCCCAUGAUGCACUGCAACAGAUUAGUGUCCACAUGAAGAACCUUAAUGAACACUGAACUCCCAUAAUGCACUUUGUAGGGAAUAAGGAACUUGUCUGGGAUCAUUAAUGGUACGUUUGUUUUUAUAAUUUUACGAGCGUUUAGUUAUUCGUUUUUUUUGUUUUCUUAGUUUUUUUGUUUUUUUUUAAUUUGGUGCAUUCGUUGUCGUGACGAUGUGGUUCUAGAAUAAACGUGGUUCUUUUCUUGGUUCUAUCUCACAGAUCAACAUGUCUUGAUAUUAAAUUGAUAUAUGAUAAUUGAUUAAUUGAUUUAAAAAGUUACUUUGACUUCACACUGAAUUAGUAAUAGUUAGUAGAUCAAAGAGUAAGGAUUAAAAAUGAUGUCAUCAUCAUCAUCAUCACGAUGACCUCAUCAUCUCAAAUACCUACAGAAUAAAACGCUGGAGUUUCCUACAACAGUGUUUCAUUCACCAACAAUUACAAUUUAUUCACUAAAGAACGACACGUCGUAAUUUUUAUCCAUUUAUAGUUGCAUUAAUGUUGUCCACGUUCUCACUUACGUUAUAGCAGCUAUAAACAGUCUUUCCUCUCUUUUUUUUUCCUCUCUUUGUUGAAGUUAAUAAGACGAGAAACCGCAAAACAGCGUAAACUCCUCUGUCCUGAAGAUGUUACAGCUUUACCUCUGACUGUUACAAAACACUGGCACUGGAGACUCCUUCCACACCCUAAAUACAUUUCUCUCUUUACAGAAAACGUCACCAUAUCAACGAUUUUUAAAAAAAAUCUGUUUAUUAUUAGCCGAGUGUCCAGUUAUAUGAGUUCCUGUGAAUGAGCUGUUGCUAUAGAAACGAUAACGUAUUAGAACGAGCGCAUUAAUAUAAACAGAAUUAUGGGAUGUCACGCCCAGAUUCGGACGCUUAGAUGAUGUCUAAAAUAAGAACUUUUUUAUUUUUUUUUAAAAAGUCUCCUGUUCUGUCACAUAUGAAGGGAAAACGAAGCUGUAUAUCGUAUGACGGAUUUUUGGCACAUGCCUAAUUUUGUUUACGUUGCCAGGUCAUGUGAUUUAACACCGUUAAAUCGUUGGUGUUGGUGAGUUUGCUGCAGUUUUAUUCCAUUUCGAUGAAAUAUUGUGUUCAGUGAGCAUGUGUUGAUAUUACACCUUUAUAUCAACUUAAUGCGAAUCGAUGAAAAAGUCAAUUUUAACGUCCAGCUGCGAGUAACAAUGGAGUCGUUUGGCGUUAAUAAUAAUAAAAUAUCUUUAAAAAUGGAGUAUAAAAGAGAUCAUAAUUUAUCGUAGUAUCAGGACCACAUCGUGUAAUUUUCCCUUUCUGUCGUUAGGUGAUGCGAAGAGUUCAUGAUGACAUCACACGGACUCUCAUUACGAACUUUAUCAAAACUUCAUCCUCGUUAUUGGUACUUUUUUUAAAAUUAUUUUUCUACCUGAACUUUAUCCUGGUCUUGUAGUGUAGGAGUGACGUUCGCGUCUCUGGUCAUGGAGGAUGUACGUCCAUAUGAAUGUUUGUCUCGCUGCUCGUCUCUUUUUUGGAUUCCGUGAUGUUCUACACGAGCGCUGGUGCACAUACGAUGUGUUACAGCGGCUUCUCUCGUUACUUGAAUACGUGUCGUGCUCGGCUCUGAGGUUUAAGUGUGCGAUAAUACGAUCUGCCGAUUUGUGCGUCGACGCUGAAAUAUUUUAUUUCACGUUUCAUGAUAAUUGUAACGGUUUAUUCGCUGCUCACGACAUAAUCACACGUGCACGGAGUGUUUCACGCACUAACCACUCGGCUUAGGUCAAAAGUUAACUCCUGAGAUCGCAUAACGUUAGCUAGCUAAAUUUAACCACAAAAAUAUAAUGCUAUGAUUACGUAUUCCUGAGCUGGUGUGGGCGGAGCUUCGUCACAAAUUCAACACGCGCAUAGUGAAAUAUCUCGCACACAUCUUUUCACUCUGUAACAUCAUUGUUGUUUUUAUAUUGUUUACCGUACGGACGAAUCUUGGUGUAACAUUCGUGGCCAUGUGCCGAUAUUACGUUACGUUUUUAAUUAUCAAUACGAUGUUGUAUUUUAAAGCUGCAGUGUGUAACUUUUUAGCAUUUGGAGACCACUUUGUUAAUAUAAUUAACUUCCGAAGGAACAGUCGUCUAAGCCAUGCCCCUCAAAUUUUAGACAAUUAAUCCGACAUUUGAUAAUAUUUAAGUCGUGCCCGAGGCGCUUGCAUGAAUUUGUGAAAAAUUUGCAGCAUUAAAGGCUAAAUCCACGGCGACUCAGAAGACUGCAACGUUGUAAAGAAAUUUAAUUUUUAAAAUUUUCUAGUAAAAAAAAAAAAAGCUUCCGUAAUUGUCAACAUUCAAAAAAAAAUAAUAAACAACAUACUGCAGCUUUAAAAUAACUACAUGUUCAUUGUGUACCAGCUCUCAUUGCGCUGAAAUUUUAACCGAAAAGUGAAGACUUAUCAUUUUAUCCGUUCUUUCCAUCUUUUUACGAUGACUCUCUGAGAAUGACGUACGAAGUUCAUAACAAAAUGAUUUGUCCGAAAUAUGGACAGCUGUGUUUAUGCUGCUUUUUAAACGUGAGCACAAUAAUGCUACCUGCGAAGACGUCUUCGUCACGAACGUCUCAAACACAAGGGCAAGGAUACUUUAAACGUCCCACGAUAUCAAUAUUGUACGUGAAUUUUACGAUAUAUCGUAUAAGUGAUUAUCAGCACAGGCCUAGAUGAAGGCUGAUUUGUUUCCCGUUUUUAGGGAAGGAAGUUUUUUUCCUUGGGGAUUUUCCUCGUUUUGUUCACAUUGGUACUUUUUCUUUUUAAUUUUUUUUCUUGUGUUUGACUUUAUGGCUGUCCUUCAGUCCACAUGGUUUAUGGAUAAAUAAUAUUUUUGGGAUGAAACUUCUGGUCGUGGAAGAAAGGCGAAGGUACGAAUGUCACAUGUUGUUGUGUUUUUUGUUCCAUUAACGCAUUUGGGAAGAAAUCUUCCCGAUUUUCAGACAUUUUCACACGUAUUUCAGAUCUCGGAAAAAGGAAAGCUGUGUGCUGGUUUUUAUUAUUGCACAUUUUGAGCUAAAUGUUUUAUAUCUACUCUGAAAUGUAAAUAAAAGACUUAUUCUCAAAUUUGUGUUACUGUGUUUGUUUGUUUGUUUGUUGUACGUUAUCUAUAACCAUUAAAAUUUGAAGGUGCUUCAGUUUUAUCAUUGAUAAUGAU